This is a messenger RNA of Triplophysa dalaica, 2350 nucleotides long. RefSeq names its product ribonuclease P/MRP 40 subunit (gene rpp40). Gene Ontology annotation, cellular component: ribonuclease MRP complex; multimeric ribonuclease P complex. Gene Ontology annotation, biological process: tRNA 5'-leader removal; tRNA 3'-end processing; endonucleolytic cleavage in ITS1 to separate SSU-rRNA from 5.8S rRNA and LSU-rRNA from tricistronic rRNA transcript (SSU-rRNA, 5.8S rRNA, LSU-rRNA). NCBI's taxonomy places the organism in Eukaryota, Metazoa, Chordata, Actinopteri, Cypriniformes, Nemacheilidae. Gene Ontology annotation, molecular function: ribonuclease P activity; ribonuclease MRP activity. The record is from RefSeq and is a predicted model, not a curated record. Bases 188 to 1273 code for a protein of 361 amino acids. The transcript is spliced from 9 exons.
GGAGAUUCUGGACUCCGGAUACAUUGCGUGUUUCAUUCGUAACAUCGGAUGUGUCAAAGUGUCUCACACUUGUCAAGCCGCCGUUAAAAACGAAGAAGAAGAAAAUCAAACCUGGAUAUUACGAAGAGGAAAGUUUCGUCUUUUGUUUGGUCGUCAUAAGAUGUAGAUAUUGAGCAUUGAUAUCAGAAUGUCACCAGAGCUGGAAAAGUGUCCGAGAAGCUUGCUGGUGUGCGAGAAAUCCAACUUUAUGAAUGAAAAGUCUCGGCAUGACAUCCACGUGUCUAAGCACAGCUUUAAUUACAAGAUCUCAGUACUGAUACCUGAAUGUGCGGUCCUCCCUGCUAACAUUUCCGGGGUUAUCAGCAAUUUCAGCCCGUAUUACCUUGUACGGGACCUGCCGGUUUAUGAAUUACUGCAAGAAAAGUAUUAUGAAACGGUUCUACAGAAAGGAACCGUCUAUGCUGUCUCUUACAACACUAAGAUUGAUGAAGAUAAUUCAAUCGCCCUUUUGCCUAGAGGUCAGCUAGUUUUGUCGCUAAAUAAAGACGCAUAUGAACAACUUGGUCUGGAGGGAAGACCAUCACUGUACAACCACAGAAAGGCUAUGAGAUAUGUUGUUACUCUGAAUCUAAGCGACAAAACUUUGGCACCAGGCACCAAACGAUACCAAAGAGUUCUGUCAGGUUUAAAGGACAGGCUGCCACUCAGAUAUGACUUCCUGUUUACUGAAUACAACACAGGUGGAGAUGAAGAUAAGUCUCUUUACAAGCUGUUGUCCCAGUACAAACCUGUUGAGCACAAGGCGGUACUUAGCCAUCACACCUUAAAAAAUCUACCCUGCCCAACACUCUACCCAUCAGAUCUGAAAGGAACUACACUGUCAUGUGAUCCGCAUUCAUUCUUGGAGUGGCUUGGCGCUGUCAACCUGGACAUAAGCUGUGAAAAUGCUGCUGACAGUUUCCUGUCUACGUAUAUUUGUCCAGAGCCAAAGAGCUCUGUCAGCCAAGCCCUGCUGUGCACCAUUACUGGUUUUAUCUCCCCUGAGGAUGUGUAUUUGCUGCUACAAGAACUCAGGAAGUAUUUCGAUGAACCAAAGUUUACACCAUGGCUUUCACUCACUGUACAUGGAUUUAUGGACAGUCCUGUGUCAUGGGGAGCCACAGAACAUGGAUUUCUCAAAGGGGGUGAAAACUUCUACAAUUUGGUGUGUUUCAAGAAUCAGGACUAUUGGUUACAUAUGGCUACUGGUGCCCAUGAUGGCUGCCCACCAUAAUGGAUAUUUAAAAGGAGGACCCCUUUUUUUCUUAUCAUUAAGAUAAGUUUUAUUUAUUUACUUACUUUUAUUUUCUGUUGGUUAAAUACAUUGUUUUUAAUAAAAAAAUGACGUGGUUAUGAAAAUUGUAUAGUAUAUCUGUUUAUUUUGAUCAGUCAUUUUCACAGCCGUUACAUAAAAAAAACACUUCAGAUUGACAACUUGUAGCAUUUAGUAUAAUAUCAGCUAAAAGAAAUAAGCCUGGCCAUUAUUUAUACAAAAAAAAUCAAAAUUAACCAGCAUUUGAUACUAAAGGCAAACAGCAUAUUUACAGCCACUUUAAAAGUUUGGAAGGGAUGAUGAUAAAGAAAAAUGUUGCUAGUGAAGUGACAUGGACAAAUUAAGUUUAAUGUUAUAUUUAAACCAAUUCAGUUACAGUUUAUUUUUAUGUCACCCUGUAUAAAGAAUUUAAACCUGUCAAGAUUGUAACAAUGGAGAAAAAGUAUGGGCCGAGCUAAAAUUGAUACAAAGGCAAAGUUGCACUGGUAAAUUGGAGCUGAUGUUACUGGUUCUUGUCCUAUAGGGUGUAUUAACAGAUACAAGGAUGUUAAUUAUAACACAUCAGUUAAUAGCCAAAUUAACAUAAAUUACUGUCCAACAAAGUAUUUAACCCAUCAGUUAACAAUCCAAUGUACCGACCAAGAGGUUACAUAAAAAAGUUUUUGAAAUAUAUAUCAUAUAUAUAUAACCUGCGACAUUGGUUUGAAGAAAAGUCUAAUAAAAAAUCUAAACAUAAGCAUUCAAUAAUUAUAAUAAUAGGAAGAACAACAAUUCUAUUAUCAUAAAUACAAUUCCAUAAACACUUUACAUCACCAUUUGCAAGGGAAAACCCUUUAUUAUUUCCUGUUAAAGAACCACUCCAGAAAACUACACCUAUAGUCAAUAAAUACUGAAUAGAAUUAACAACAUAAUUUAAACUUUUUAUUGCUGGGGCUGAACUGAACUCUUAAGAGUUAAAAUUUGUUAAUAUGAUGGAUCGUGUUUUGCUUCGCUAGUGAAAGACCAAUUCUGAACAAGGGUUUCAGAACAAAAAAAACA